GCAGAUUGACACCUGUAGACGCGAAUGCGUUUUCUCUGUCGCCUCGAGAGCCGAGACACCAGCCAUCGGAGGCGUAUGUACACCGCGUGCUCUCUCCCCGGGGCGGGUAUCGCUGGAUGUGCAAAGGCGCCGUGAAGCGCGGGGGAAUCCGGUAAAAGCGAAUUUCUGUGGCUUGUCCUUUUCUGCUUUCGUUCUCCUGCACAUCUGCCGUGAAGGCGCAGACAAUUCGCCGCAAGAAAGCGACGGAAAACGCGUCUUGGCGUCUGCUGUCCGAGCGAGUCCCUUCGUCCUGGGAAUCUUCUUCGGGUGUGGAACGAGAAGAACGCAAUCUCGGCAGAAGACUACCGCUUCCUCUUUGAGGAAUGCGUCAGGGAGCAAUCUGUCGACUGCUGCGUGGAGACACAAGAGAACGGGGAAGCGCUCUGUGGUGACGUCGAUUUUUUCAGGAAAGACCCUGUGCUCCUCCUCGCGGGGUGUCUGUCCUGUCUCGACGGAGAAGAAGCUUCGUUCGUGAGUCGCGAAACUCUGAAAGUUCCUUUUCCUUCUCUCCUGUCGGCCUGCGUGUGACACCCUUCCACUUCUCUCUGCGCGUCAUCGCUGUUCGCGUCGGGAACUUAGGAACUCUUUCUCUCCAGUCUUCCCUGUGUCUUUCGAGAAAACGCGGAAAACAUGGCACUCUCGCCGAUCGGAAGGUCCCCCCCGUAUCUUUCUGUGCUGAGUCAGUUUCUUCGGCCGCUGACCCUCUCUCAAUCUUUUCGCGCGCGCGCUGCUCCCCGCCGUGUUUCGCUUGGACAGCCUUCAUGUCAUUUUCGUGUCUUCUGUCAAUCGAGAACAUCUGAGACGCGCCCCCCUCCUGUGAGGUCCUCUCGCUCUCUGCCUUCUGCCGCAACGCGUGCAGGGUGUCACAGCUCUCAGAAGACGAUAGCGAUCCCUGCGAGACCGCGCUCGUCUUCUUCGUCGUCUUCAACUUCUCCGUCCUCUCCUGGCACUCUGUCGCCACUGUGGAGCCGACGAACACGGCCUGGACUUUCUCCAGCAGGUGGAGUCGAGGACUUUUCUCGUCUCUGUUCUGUCCACCGUUGUUCGAGGACCUUCUCCAGGUCGAUUUCGUCCCUCUAUUCUGCCUCUGCCGCUCAUGCUUUCGCCUUUGGCGGCGACGCUCGAAGUUCUCACGUCCUUGCCCGCGCCCCCGCUGCUUUCUCCAGAUCUCUCUCCCCGUCACUCUCUUCGUUUGCUGCUCUUCCUUCCUCUCCUCCUUCUUUUGAUUUUCUCGAUAUCAUUGCACGUACUUCUGUGACUUCGCCCUCUGUCCUCGCCUCUGCGCCUCUGCGUCUCGGACAAGAACUCCGCGAAAAACGACAUGCAGUCUUCUCGCAGAGCAGAGGGUAUAAACCGGUCAUUGACUGGGUCAAAAACAGGAUAAACGCCCGCAUGCGCCAGUACCGAAAACGGUCUCUCAAGAAGAAGAACCACAGCAAAGUCAUCCAGCGAUUCAAACUCACACGGUUUGGUUGGCAGCGCCUCCGGUCGGGCAGAAACGGAGAAAAGGAGAACCUCACCCACAAGCAGCUCAAGAGAACAAUGGGCUACACCUUUGUCUCGCGCGACGACCUCUGGAAGUUCCGUUUUCAACUGCCGAGCCACAUUCUGCGACUUCGGGACGCUCCAAUUAAUCGAAAUCCGAACAUCCGGAAGAUCCGUCGGUCUCUUCCUUCCUAUUUCGGCUGAGAGAAAGCUGAAGAGCACCGGAAGAAGCGUGGAGACGGUGUGGUUCUUGUGUUGUGUCUGAGUUUGGGGAUUGAGGAGCGUUCGAGAGAAGAGAACGAGAGAAAAAACAGUCCUCUCACUCCUCACGCCUUGACCCAUUGGCCGUUCCUUUCUCUCUCUCGGACUUGGGACCUCUGUGCCGAGGUGUCUGUCUGGUCCGCUCUGUUUCGAUCUUUUCUCUUACUUUCUCUCUGCGUGUGAGCCGCAAACGGCAGGUCGACUGCUUGUAUUUUUUGCUAUUUCUUCGUCAAAUGAACGGCCGGCGCCGCCUCUGGGCCGAGUCCUCUGCGUGCGAAGCUGGCGCAGAUUUUCUGUCGCUUCUGAAGCCAAGCCGAUUCGUCGAAGCCGAACUCUACCCCCAUUGUUUGUCGAGGUCCUGUGUAGAGACCUUUUUAGCAGACCCCCGUGGAGUGACGAAGCUUUGGAAGCGCCGAAAUGCGAGACAGCUGUAUCUCACUCUUGAACGCA
Molecule: messenger RNA, 2235 nt
Organism: Toxoplasma gondii ME49
Lineage: Eukaryota; Apicomplexa; Conoidasida; Eucoccidiorida; Sarcocystidae
Exons: 4
Coding region: 670-1728 (352 amino acids)
Source: RefSeq, a predicted model, not a curated record